UUGUGUGAAAACCCGAGGAGGAAGCACUAGCGGCUUAGUUCCGGACUUCCUGUUCAGCGCUUGACUGGUGAGUGGUGGAAAGGGAUGAGGUCCGCACGCUAAUAACACUACUCAAUGAACCCGGAAUAAAAAUUCAAGAUGAGCUGGAUUCCCUUUAAGAUUGGACAACCCAAGAAGCAGAUUGUCUCUAAAACUGUUGAAAGAGACUUUGAGCGAGAGUAUGAAAAACUCCAAAAGCUGGAGGAUCAGACAAAAAAGCUUCACAAGGACAUGAAGAAAAGCACUGAAGCUGAUUUAGCAAUGUCCAAAGCAGCAGUGAAGAUCUCUGCAGACCUGCUGAGUAACCCACUAUGUGAGCAGGACCAGGCCUUCCUAGAAUCCAUGACUGCUUUAGACACAGCUAUGAAACGGAUGGACUCCUUUAACCAGGAGAAGGUCAACCAGAUUCAGAAAACUGUUAUUGAUCCUCUGAAAAAGUACAGCGGCGUCUUCCCCAGCCUAAACAUGGCAGUGAAACGCCGGGAACAGGCACUGCAGGACUACAAACGCUUGCAGGCCAAAGUGGAAAAGUACGAAGAGAAAGAGAAAACCGGGCCCAUUAUGGUCAAGCUGCACCAGGCCAGAGAGGAGCUCCGGCCGGUCAAGGAGGAUUUCGAAGUCAAGAACAAGCAGCUUCUCGACGAGAUGCCCAAGUUCUACCACAGCCGCAUCGACUACUUCCAGCCCAGCUUUGAGGCCCUCAUCCGGGCACAGGUGGUCUAUUUUACCGAAAUGUACAAAAUCUUCAGCGAGUUAACAGACCAGAUCGACCAGGCAGGGCUGACUGAUGAGCAGAGGGAGAGGGAGACUGAGGCCAAGCUCAGCGAAUUGCGUGCUCUGUCCAUUGUCGCCGACGACUGAGGGAGGAAAGCUGAAAACCGGGAAGGGCUCCUUUGAUGCCCAUCUGAAUGGAUUGCACUCUUUUCAGGCUCCUCCGUGCAGUAGAAACGGACAGCGGUGGCCUUAACCUGAUUAUCAGUUUAUUUCCUUGCGGCCUCAUCACCCCCACCCAUUCCUCCUGCACUACACUCCGUUUGAAGACUCAGAGCAGCUGAAAUGCCACAUUAAGUAAGCCAUCAACCAAGUGCAACAUUAUAAGCCAAUAUCUUGUUUUUUCGGUGAAGGAAUCAAACUGUUCUCAUUAGAACUAAUUACCAGGGCUACACGUAUGGGUUUUAGAGAUGCAUUCAAGCAUGUGUUUUAAAAACAUUGAAUGUUUUUAAUCAAAUCUUUGUUACUAACAAUUUGUGAAACAUUUGUUAUAGUUUUUUUAAUGCAACACUACAAACUGAAUGUUAUGUAAUAUUUUAGGUUACCAGCAAAACCGUGUAUUUCUGUACCUUGGCCUUUGCUGGUUGUCACUACCUUUAGCUCUGUGCCAUGUUGUAAUAGCUUUGUGUUGAGCUUUAGAGGAAGAUUGUGGUACUAUCACCUGUGCAUAAUGUGCCUACAUUGUCCGGACUGGAUUUAACGUGGUGCCUGUGCAGCAGUGUUAAAUUGACCUCUCAGGCUGCGGAGAGAACACGCUUUUUCCAAAAGUCAAAAUCUCCAUCCAAAACAAAGGCUGGUGCUCCCUCUAGUGGGAGAUACAUGUAUUGACAGUCUCCUUUUAUUCACACCAUCCAUCCUUUGUUCUAUUGUUGGUUGCUCAGUUUGCCACUUAGCAAAGAAGCUCACACGUGGUUAGCACAGCAGAUUAAGUCAGAUUGAAGGUGCUCGACCCCGGCAGUGAUUUGCUUUUUGGGGUUUUGGACCAAAUUGUCUUGUCAUUACAGUACACUCAUUUGAUAAACACACACUUUGCAGUUAGUGGGUCUGGAUGUUAAUGUACACACAGCAAUUGCUCCCAUCACGUUACAGGAUCUUUUUUAUAGGGGUCCUACAAAUAAUUUGAAUGUUUCUUUAGACAUGUUUUAGGAGAUUGUUUAAUCUACAAGCACGUGAGCGUCUAUUUAUGAAGGGUUCUCUUUUUAAAUUAUGAAGAAUUUAAUUCAUAGCAGCUGAUUAUCCUUAAGAAAACUUAAUAAUGAGGGUUUUUUUAGGCUUCUUUAUGUAUUACGAUAAUCUGUUAAAUGACAAUGUUUUAUGUCAUUUACAUGUUCAAUCAUUAAAAAAAUGGCUCUUUAGAACCUACAA
This is a messenger RNA of Betta splendens (Siamese fighting fish), 2175 nucleotides long. It is a transcript of the gene bin3, whose product is annotated as bridging integrator 3. Gene Ontology annotation, cellular component: actin cortical patch; cytoplasm. NCBI's taxonomy places the organism in Eukaryota, Metazoa, Chordata, Actinopteri, Anabantiformes, Osphronemidae. Gene Ontology annotation, biological process: actin cortical patch localization; plasma membrane tubulation; endocytosis. Bases 139 to 900 code for a protein of 253 amino acids. The record is from RefSeq and is a predicted model, not a curated record. Gene Ontology annotation, molecular function: protein binding; lipid binding. The transcript has 9 exons.